Messenger RNA from Phymastichus coffea, 932 nucleotides. RefSeq lists its product as uncharacterized. Lineage: Eukaryota; Metazoa; Arthropoda; Insecta; Hymenoptera; Eulophidae. Gene Ontology annotation, molecular function: chitinase activity. Gene Ontology annotation, biological process: cell wall macromolecule catabolic process; chitin catabolic process. The transcript has 2 exons. Bases 1 to 660 code for a protein of 219 amino acids. The record is from RefSeq and is a predicted model, not a curated record.
AUGCAACUGAAAUGUGAGUCUUAUGUUUACCUACUACUAUUAGCUUUUGUAAUAGAAUCAAAAGUCACAAUUGCUCCCGGUACCUUAACAAAAGCAGAGUUUACUUCAACUGUAACAGCAAAUGGCUAUUCACCUCCAAAUGAAGAGAUUUAUCGAUACUUCAUAGAAGACACAAGAAACUUUUCACGAGGAGACGCAGCUAUGUUAAUUGCACAACUUAUCCACGAAAGCGGCGGUUUCAAGUUUACUGAACAAAUUGAUUGUUCAAAAGGUGAUCACUGUAAAGGCUGGUAUGUCGACGAAGUUGGCCUGCUAAAUAAGAGCUAUCACGGUCGAGGCUACAUCCAAUUAACCUGGGGAGCCAACUACAGGGCGGCCUCGGAAGGCCUGGGACUUGGUGACAAGCUGUUGCGCGCACCAGAACUGGUAGCUUCUGACAAGAGGCUUGCGAUGCGAGUAAGUGUAUGGUAUUGGAAUGCCAGAGUGAAGCCAUUGCUCGACGCUAGGAAGAAUCAAUUUGGUGUCACUACUAGGGGUAUCAACCCUGGUGAAUGCGUUAAGGGUAACCUGCUUGCGCGAAGAAGGUAUCUCAUCUAUUUGAAAGUGGCUGAAACCCUCAAGAUUGCAGAGAAAGUUGAAGAAAGUGGAUGCUACGAUUGACGUGUGCUAUAGCGGUACGGCAGUGUGAUAUAAUGCUCACGCUAUCAAGCAGUGACAAUUCCAACGAUUCAAAUCAUUUCCGAAGACUAAAUCCGUUUUGCAGUAACUGUUUUGUGCAUGUACGACUGUAUUUUUCAGUUAUUUCAUUUUCUCUUUUGCCAAUAUGUUUAAGCUAUCCAAACAUUUCUAAAUAUGUAAUAUUAAUUCACCGAUACCGUAAUUCAAAUUAUUAAGCGAUACCCCAAUGACAAAUUAAAAAUAAAUAAUUAUUG